Molecule: messenger RNA, 882 nt
Organism: Melampsora larici-populina 98AG31
Lineage: Eukaryota; Fungi; Basidiomycota; Pucciniomycetes; Pucciniales; Melampsoraceae
Exons: 8
Coding region: 1-882 (293 amino acids)
Cellular component (GO): membrane
Molecular function (GO): signaling receptor activity
Source: RefSeq, a predicted model, not a curated record
AUGUCUGCCACUCAGCGAAAGAAAGGCACCAAGACCUUGAUCUUUGAUGAUCUGCCAGCAUGGAGAAAAGACAACCCUUAUGUCCGCACAGGAUAUCGUCCCACUCUUGGUUGUUAUUUGAAAUGCAUAAAAUCAGUGUUCUCUUAUUUUCACAAUGAAACCGUCAAUAUCCAUAGCCAUCUCUGGGGAGCCGUCACGUUCUUCACACUUGUGAUGUCUCUUACUAGCCCUUCAAAAUUCAUGCCAUGGACUCUCCCAACUUGGAUUGGAAGAUCGCAUGUUGAUCCUACCUCUGUAACAUGGGUAGAUACGGCUGUCUUUGCUUGCUUUUAUUUGAGCGGGCUGGCUUGCCUUGGCUUUAGCGCUACUUAUCACACUGUCUCUUGCCACAGUGAAGUUGUCUGUGCAACGUUGGGUCGAUUAGACUAUAUGGGAAUUGUCUGGCUGAUCGUCGGUUCAUUCUAUCCAUCAGUUUACUAUGGCUUCUAUUGUUAUCCAAAGAUAACAGCCGCCUAUCUUGCCUUGAUCACAACGCUUGGUGCGACUUAUACCGUCGUCACACCUACUUACAGGUCUAAAGAGGGACGUACAAAACGCACUUUGAUCUUCAUAGCUCUUGCACUAAGUGCUGUUCUUCCAAUCGGACAUGGAGCCAUCAAAUUCGGAAUACAACACUCUGGAAGUCGCAUUGGUCUGGAUUGGUUGCUCCUAUCGGGUGUAACCUAUAUAGUCGGAGCAUUAUUCUAUGCUGAAAGGUUUCCAGAACGCUUUAACCCAGGAAAGUUUGAUUUAGUAGGAUCUAGUCAUCAGAUCUUUCACGUCUUGAUUCUUUUUGCUGCCUUUUUCCACUACGUAUCUAUCACAUCGGGUUUUGUACGGUAA